CAGACACAGGCGACAGCUGAAAGAAGAGAAGCAUGCCCAGUCUAUCUGGCUUCAUUAACCUUGGCACUAGUGAGAACAAGCUCUUCAUUGAUCUGAUGAUUGAAAGGUUGAGUCAGAAUGACAUGAACCACAUCGACAUCGAGGACCUCCUGAUGCAGUACCCUGAUUGAAGAGGACAGCCAUUCCUGUGGGACGAAGUGGCCCAGUUCCUGACCUACUACUGCAGGGCACCUGCCCAACUUGAUCCAGAAAAUGUGGUGGUUCUAAAUGGCUGCUGCUCUGUCUUCUCUGCACUGGCCAUGGUUCUGUGUGAUCCUGGGGAGGGCUUUCUGGUCCCCACUCCCUUCCAUGGUGGCUUUGCCUUUAGCUCCUGCCUGUAUGCAAAAGUUGAACUGAUUCCUGUUCACCUGGAAAGUGAGAUCACUGAGGCAAACACCUGUCCUUUCUAGCUCACUGUGGACAAACUGGAGCAAGCCCUGCUGGAAGCUAAGAGUAAGGGGAAGAAGAUCAGAGGCCUUGUGCUUACCAAUUAUCAGAACCCUCUGGGUGACAUCUACUCCUGUGACUCACUGAUGGAAUACCUGAAAUUUGCCAAGAGGUAUAACCUGCAUGUGAUCAUAGAUGAGAUUUACUUGCUGUCUGUGUUUGAUGAAUCUAUCACAUUCCACAGUGUUCUGAGCAUAAAAAGUUUGCCUGAUCCCAACAGGACCCAUGUGAUCUGGGGCACCAGUAAGGAUUUUGGCAUCUCUGGCUUCUGCUUUGGUGUUCUAUACACCCGCAACAAGGAGGUGGCCUCUGCUAUGGGCUCCUUUGGCUACCUCCACAGUAUCUCUGGCGUCGACCAGCACAAGUUGUCUCUACUGCUGCAUGCCAGAGAGUAGAUUGACGGCGUGUACCUGCCCACCAAUCACUCCUUGCUCCGGAAUGCUCACAGGAACAUCACUAGCAAGCUGAAGGAGUUGAAGAUCCCCUUUCUUUAUCAUGGUGCUGGCCUCUGUAUCUGGAUCAACUUGAAAAAGCUAGCUCUGUUCCUUUGGUCUCUAUGGUACUUGGACCCAUGUACAUUUGAGGAAGAAGUGUUCCUCCAUUGCCACUUCCUGGACAACAAACUGAUUCUAUCCUGUGGCAAAGCCUACAUGUGUAAGGAGCCUGGCUGGUUCUGCCUCUUUGCAGAAAAUUCCCUCCGGCUAAAACUAGCCAUGCGUCGGUUCUGUCAAGUGCUACAGGAUCAGAACCAGCCUUGGAUAGAGAAUCAGCUGGAGGAUUCAAUGAAAAAGUAG
This is a messenger RNA of Nycticebus coucang (slow loris), 1280 nucleotides long. RefSeq names its product 1-aminocyclopropane-1-carboxylate synthase homolog (inactive) like (gene ACCSL). Lineage: Eukaryota; Metazoa; Chordata; Mammalia; Primates; Lorisidae. The record is from RefSeq and is a predicted model, not a curated record. Gene Ontology annotation, molecular function: transaminase activity; pyridoxal phosphate binding. Gene Ontology annotation, biological process: amino acid metabolic process; biosynthetic process.